Molecule: messenger RNA, 654 nt
Organism: Colletotrichum graminicola M1.001
Lineage: Eukaryota; Fungi; Ascomycota; Sordariomycetes; Glomerellales; Glomerellaceae
Exons: 3
Coding region: 1-654 (217 amino acids)
Biological process (GO): DNA replication; DNA strand elongation involved in mitotic DNA replication
Cellular component (GO): GINS complex
Source: RefSeq, a predicted model, not a curated record
AUGUACGGCGAUCUAGGUAACAAGCUGGUGCAACAUGCCAAACGAACUCAAAACCUCGCGCAUUUACCAGCCUAUCAAGCCGAGAUGGUACGAGCUGUUACGCGCGAAGUCAGAGACCUUGAUAGAGACGUGACGGAGUUACUGGAGCCUUUCCAGGGCUCCUUCGACCCGUCUGCAGACCAAGCAACGGCGUGUACGGUGCUUGUCAACUACCUUUCGAUGCGAAGAAACAAGCGGUGUCUUCUCGCCUACCAUCGAACACGAAGCGACAAACUGGAGGAGCUUGCAUGGAGAGGCAUAGACGUUCUCGAUUUGUCCGGACAGCAGGUGCGAGGCAAUGCAGGAUCAUCGACAGGAGGGCUUAAUGGGAACGCCGAUGGCCCCACAAGCAGUCUCAGUCCGCAGGAGGAGGAAUACGCGAGGCAAUACGGCGAUCUUCUGGCAGCCUACAAAGGCCAAUGGACGGAUAUCGACUUGACCGGCAGCUUGGAGCCACCACGAGACCUCUUUAUCGACGUGAGGGUUUUGAAGGAUGCGGGGGAGAUACAGACCGAGUACGGCGCCAUCAACUUGACCAAGAACAGCCAGUUCUACGUGAGGCAGGGAGACGUGGAGCGGCUUAUAGCACAGGGCUAUCUUCAAAAGCUCAGCUGA